AUGGCGACAAUUGCACAGCAGGGUCAUAAUAGCGGCUAUGUCCAACAAACCGUCAAUAACUGGAACGGGGGUAGUAGCCCAGAGGAGAAAGAUAAAAAGUGUUUACGAAACUUGUUGUUAACCGACCCCCGCCUCGAUAAAGAGGCCAUUGAGGAUGCCAAAGGCGGCCUGCUGGAACAAUCCUACUGCUGGAUCUUUGGCAACACUGAGUUCAAACAAUGGCAGCGCGACAAGAACAGCUGGCUGCUAUGGAUAAAGGGUGACCCCGGCAAGGGCAAGACGAUGCUGCUGUGCGGCAUUAUCGACAAGCUGAAGAAAGAGACAGAUCAGGAGCCAGAAGAGUGGAACAAGAAGAUGAGGGAGGAAACGUCAGCUGCUGGACCUCCCCUUUUAUCCUUCUUCUUCUGUCAAGCCUCCAACCCGAAGACCAAUAACGCCACAGCCGUGCUGCGCGGCCUCAUCUACUUGCUUGUAAAAGAGCAGCCGUCACUCCUCCGGCACGUAAGGGAGAGCUACGAUGACACAGGGAAACAGCUUUUCGAAGGGGACAAUGCUUGGUUUGCCGUGAGGAGAAUAUUCACCAAAAUUCGAGACGACACAACAUUGAAGAGGACCUAUUUCAUCAUCGACGCGCUUGAUGAAUGCGAGACAGGUUUGAAGCAGCUUCUCAAGCUGCUCGCCGAAAGCUCACUCGUAUCCUCUCGAAUCAAGUGGAUCGUCUCGAGUCGCAAUUGGCUGCAGAUCGAACAGGAAUUGGAGGCAGUCGAGCAGAAAGUUACGCUAAGUCUCGAGCUCAACACCGAAUCUGUCGCCGCUGCCCUCAACGCAUACAUCGGCCAUAAAGUCCUUAUCCUGUCACAGCGGAAAAAGUGUGAUAAGGAGACAGAAACCCGUGUACAAGACUAUCUUUCUACAAACGCAAGCGGGACUUUUCUCUGGGUGGCGUUGGUUUGCCAAGCGCUUGAGAGCCCGGAGGUUCAAACAUGGCACAUACAAGAAACGUUAGAGAUGUUUCCGCCUGGGCUGGACUCUUUAUAUGCGCGAAUUAUGAAGCGCAUUCGAGAAUCCAGAGAUGCAGAUCUCUGUAGAAAAAUUCUCGCCGUCGCUGCGACUGUUUGCCGACCUAUCAGUCUUGAUGAAAUCACCUCCCUUGUUAAGAUAUCGGUCAACAUUUCCAAUGAUCCAGAGUCCUUGAAAAAGAUUGUCAAACUUUGCGGCUCGUUCCUGACCGUCCGAGAAAAAACAGUCUAUUUUGUCCACGAAUCGGCUAAGGACUAUCUACUCGGUAAGGCUUCGGGCACAGACUCCAACGAAACAUCUCAAGACGCUUUUAACUGGGUUUUCCCUCUGGGAGAAGGGGAUGUACACCGCAUCAUCUUCUCACAGUCGCUUGAGGCGAUGUCGAUGCCAACGGUUUUACGACGCGAUAUGUACGACUUAAAGACACCGGGAUUCCCAAUCGACAAGGUUCAAACACCAUUCCCAGAUCCACUGGCCAAAGUCCGGUACUCUUGCGCUUACUGGGUUGAUCAUCUGUGUAACUGGCAGUCAAGCGAUGAUGGCAAGCACCCAGAUAUUUUCCAAGAUGGUGGUAUCGUCGAUGACUUUCUGAGGCAGCACUACCUCCACUGGCUUGAAGCACUUUCACUUUGUAAGAGCAUGCCGCAGGGGAUACUUUCCAUGGCAAAGUUCGAAAACAUGUUACAGGUAUACGCUUCAGCACUCGUGUUCAGCCCCGCCCAAAGUAUAACAAGAGGCCUAUUUACGCACGAAAAACGGAAGUGGAUUACUUCGGGGCCAAUUGUAGAGGAUAGUUGGAAUGCGUGCCGGCAGACGCUCGAGGGACAUGGCGGUUCGGUCAGGUCGGUAGCGUUCUCGCCCGAUUCGAAGUGGCUUGCGUCAGGAUCAGGCGACAAUACCAUCAAGAUCUGGGAGGUGGCUACGGGGUCAUGUACGCAGACGCUCGAGGGGCAUGGCGAUUGGGUCUGGUCGGUAGCGUUCUCGCCCGAUUCGAAGUGGCUUGCGUCAGGAUCAGCAGGCGACAACACCAUCAAGAUCUGGGAGGUGGCCACGGGAUUAUGUACGCAGACGCUCGAGGGAUAUAGCGGUUGGGUUACGUCUGUAGCGUUCUCGCCCGAUUCGAAGUGGCUUGCGUUAGGAUCAGAAGAUAACAUUAUUAAGAUCUGGGAGGCGGCCACGGGGUCAUGUACGCAGACGCUCGAGGGGCAUCGCGAUUCGGUCUGGUCGGUAGCGUUCUCGCCCGAUUCGAAGUGGCUUGCGUCAGGAUUAGCCGACAACAUCAUUAAGAUCUGGGAGGUGGCCACGGGAUCAUGUACGCAGACGCUCGAGGGACAUGGCGAUUUGGUCAGGUCGGUAGCGUUCUCGCCCGAUUCGAAGUGGCUCGCGUCAGGAUCAGGCGACAACACCAUCAAGAUCUGGGAGGUGGCCACGGGGUCAUAUACGCAGACGCUCGAGGGACAUGGCGGUUCGGUCUGGUCGGUAGCGUUCUCGCCCGAUUCGAAGUGGCUUACGUCAGGAUCAGGCGACAACACCAUUAAGAUCUGGGAGGUGGCCACGGGGUCAUGUACGCAGACGCUCGAGGGACAUCGCGGUUCGGUCUGGUCGGUAGCGUUCUCGCCCGAUUCGAAGUGGCUUGCGUCAGGAUCAGGCGACAACACCAUCAAGAUCUGGGAGGUGGCCAUGGGGUUAUAUACGCAGACGCUCGAGGGACAUGGCGGUUGGGUCUGGUCGGUAGCGUUCUCGCCCGAUUCGAAGUGGCUUGCGUCAGGAUCAGGCGACAACACCAUCAAGAUCUGGGAGGUGGCCACGGGGUCAUAUACGCAGACGCUCGAGGGGCAUCGCGAUUGGGUCUGGUCGGUAGCGUUCUCGCCCGAUUCGAAGUGGCUUGCGGCAGGAUCAGGCGACAACACCAUCAAGAUCUGGGAGGUGGCUACGGGGUCAUGUACGCAGACGCUCGAGGGACAUGGCGGUUCGGUCUGGUCGGUAGCGUUCUCGCCCGAUUCGAAGUGGCUUGCGUCAGGAUCAGCAGGCGACAACACCAUCAAGAUCUGGGAGGUGGCCACGGGGUCAUGUACGCAGACGCUCGAGGGACAUGGCGGUUCGGUCUGGUCGGUAGCGUUCUCGCCCGAUUCGAAGUGGCUUGCGUCAGGAUCAGCAGGCGACAACACCAUCAAGAUCUGGGAGGUGGCCACGGGGUCAUGUACGCAGACGCUCGAGGGGCAUGGCGGUUCGGUCAGGUCGGUAGCGUUCUCGCCCGAUUCGAAGUGGCUUGCGUCAGGAUCAGACGAUGCCAACUCCCCACAUUACCAAAGCUAUAGAAUAGGUUAUGGAAUAGGCUUUGACAAUAGAUGGAUCACGAGGGGCUCGGAAAACUGGCUAUGGCUGCCUUUAGAAUACCGGCCAAGUUGUUUAGCUGUUACGGCAUCAACGGUUGCUAUUGGCUGUUCUUCGGGGCGUGUCUUAACUAUAACGUUCACGAAAGACAGCUAA
This is a messenger RNA of Podospora bellae-mahoneyi, 3510 nucleotides long. RefSeq lists its product as uncharacterized. Bases 1 to 3510 code for a protein of 1169 amino acids. Gene Ontology annotation, molecular function: protein binding. NCBI's taxonomy places the organism in Eukaryota, Fungi, Ascomycota, Sordariomycetes, Sordariales, Podosporaceae. Gene Ontology annotation, cellular component: nucleus. The transcript has 4 exons. The record is from RefSeq and is a predicted model, not a curated record.